AUCUUACAUUCGGUUAUAUUAUGGGUAAUGCAAAAGUACUUACAGGGAUUAGAAGCACGCUGAAUCGGCUGAAUUCAAUAUUUUUAACAUCAACGCGGUUGAAUCACGUGAUAAACGCGCUGGACCUGUUGGAACAUGCUAGAAGCUGGAAGUGUAUGUAUCAGUUAUCAGUGCCUCAGUGCCUUCAGUGGCUAGAACAGGUUAGAACGGGUCUCAACAGGUUAGGAAGAUGACGACAAAUACCAUGCGUCUGGAUAUUCUGCCGAACGAUGUGUUGCUAAUGAUCUUCGAUCAUUGCGAUGAACAUGAUUUGUUGCGGCUCAGCGAGGUGUGUAGCCGAUUUUACGACCUCGUGCGCAGGUCGGACAUGACCUGGAUCAAGAAACGCAAACAAUUUCUCGUCACAAAUCAAAUGUCGGAAAGAUUUCGUGAGAGAUGUAAUACAAUAUUGCCCCCACGUUCAACAUGUUUCGUAUCACAAAAAUGGCAGUAUGGAAUAUACAGAAAGGAAAUGGUAUUUACGCAGAAAACAAAGCUGAUGCCGUGGCUGAGAUUGACAAACGACAUACUCUGGUGGUGCGGCGGCAAUGAGCUUCUCGGCUUUGGCCGCAAAAGAACAAUGAUAGAUAGCACGUAUGGCAACAACCAUUAUACAGGAGAAAUCUACACAGGAGGUGACAUCUGCAAAUUUGUUCCUUGGAAAGACUUCGUCAUAUGUGGCUAUACGAAUGGCGCUAUAAGCUACUUUUUAAAGAGGUAUGGCAAAAACAAAUGUUGCAUUGUAAAACUGUUACUGAACAAUGAUUCUUCCGUCAAUGCUAUAGAUGCCACCUCGGAAAAUGUUAUUGCAGGUUUAGAAAGUGGUACAAUAAAGAUACAAAGACAUCCAGAUAUGGAUACGUCUGAAAGAAAUGUUUACAACGUAAGUGAGACCUGUGUAAAUCUAAGGGAUAAAGUGCGAUCGCUCUCAGUUGAUCCUACGGGAGUAAAAUUUGCCGUUGGCUCAGCUGGAACUACUCAGGACAUCCCACCACUACAUGUAAUUGAUAUCGAAAGUCACACAGAGAUCGAUACAAUGCGGCAUAAGUGGCGACACGGCGCUGGGAUAUUAGACAUGGUAUGGGACGAUCCCAACACUUUGCUCACUUGUGGCUAUGAUACGUACAUCCGAAAAUGGGAUUUGAGAACUGAAAGAUGUGUCUCUAAAUGGGUGGAUCCAACCGAUGCAUCAUUAUAUUGUAUUUCAUCCGACCAUCGGUAUACCAUGGUAACAGGAACGCAGUAUAAUUGCUUAGCCGUUCUGUGGGAUCAAAGGAAGACUGAUUUCGUUCAGCUGUAUUACGUGAAUAUGCGAGAAUCAUCUCGACGCAGCCCGAUCUAUUCUAUACAAUUUGAUAACACACAUCUGUACUGCGCUACGGAUAAACACGUGAUCGAAUUAAACUUCUCUGGCCGUUUACAUCAGAAGUUUGAUUACAAGGCGAUGUACAUUCCAUUGGAUAAACACCAUCGUAUGCGUAUAAAUUAUUGAACACCUGCAGGAACAGUACAAACCAAACGUUUCAUGAUAGAAGUUUAAUUGUGAAGAGAAGGGAUUAAAAACAUGAAGAACGAAAUCCAAUCCUGAGAUAAUGUAAUGUACCUUGUAUAAAAAU
Messenger RNA from Temnothorax curvispinosus, 1655 nucleotides. Its product is annotated as F-box/WD repeat-containing protein 4. The coding region runs from base 230 to 1531 and encodes 433 amino acids. Lineage: Eukaryota; Metazoa; Arthropoda; Insecta; Hymenoptera; Formicidae. Gene Ontology annotation, cellular component: SCF ubiquitin ligase complex. The record is from RefSeq and is a predicted model, not a curated record. The transcript is spliced from 7 exons. Gene Ontology annotation, biological process: SCF-dependent proteasomal ubiquitin-dependent protein catabolic process. Gene Ontology annotation, molecular function: protein binding.